AUGUCUGAUAAAGCAGAUGAACUUCUUAAUUCAGCUUUGCAAGAGUUCCAAGACCCAGAGGAAGAAAAAUCAGGAAUUCAUGAGAAAACGAUCAGAGAAGAGAUGGUUGAGUUUGAGGAAAGGAUCAACGAUGACCCUGAAAUAGAAGCCAUGUUCAAUGAACUAGCAGAGGAACUUGAAUCUAACUCAGAAAUCCGCAAAACUAUUGAAAAGGUUGGCCAAGACUUAUUUAAAAAAGGUGUUUUAAAGGAAUCCAUGAUCGAUAUUCGUGGAAGGCUAAGUGAGUACAUCCAAAGAAAUCGGCACACUAUCCCUAAAAAGGAAUUAUCAAGAUUUGAGAUACAGCUAAGCACAUAUAAUGAAAUUUGUGAAGCCAUCCAAGAAAAUAAUGAAAAAAGCGCGAUGGAACUGAUUUCGAAGCUGAGCUUGUAUGGAGAGUUGCCUGAAGAGCUGACUUUGAGCAGCAGAGUCGAAUGCGUUAUUACUUAA
Molecule: messenger RNA, 489 nt
Organism: Blepharisma stoltei
Lineage: Eukaryota; Ciliophora; Heterotrichea; Heterotrichida; Blepharismidae
Source: the annotation of a GenBank genome assembly